UACUUUCAAUGGCGAAUCCGUAAUUAAGGUGAAGAAGAAGCCCACUUACCUCAGAAAUGCCAUCACCAAAAUGAAAUCAAUAUCAGCAGAAAUUGGUGGGCUGAGGCUUAUGACGCAGAUUUCGAGGUAAGAGCGGGACGCCCCUCCACCACCGCCGGAGAAACCUCGAGAGCAGACGCAGAUUCAUGGCGGCCUCAGCAGCGGCGAGGGCUGUCCUAAUAUCACGCGCCGCCGAUUUAUCGCUUAAACCCACCCUAUCUGCUCAGCCGCCGCUCGCGCACCACCUCUUCAUCCGUCCCUUGCUACCGGCGGCCCCGAGGAAGCGCGCCGCGAUCAGCUGCCUGAUUUCCGGCGUCGACGGCGGUGGAGUCUCCGACGAGUUCGUCUCCACCAGGAAAUCGGGGUUCGGGCACGAAUUCUCCGUCAUAGCGAACAUGCUGAAUAGAAUCGAGCCGCUCGACAAUUCUGUUAUCUCCAAGGGGGUUUCGGAUUCGGCUAAGGAUUCGAUGAAGCAGACGAUCUCCACGAUGCUCGGGCUUCUGCCUUCGGAUCAGUUCUCCGUCACAGUUAGGGUUUCGAAGCACCCGCUUAAUCGUCUCCUAGUUUCAUCUAUCGUCACUGGGUACACUCUGUGGAAUGCAGAGUACAGGAUAUUAUUGAUGAGGAAUUUUGAUAUUUCGCCGGAUAGUUCAAAGAGGUCUGAAAAUACGGAGAAUGAUGGGGCCUCGGAGGUGAGGUGGGAGUCGAGUGAUGGUGAAAAGGGUGUUGGUGCCGGAGUUGAAGGUUGUGCGGAAGAAUUGGAGAAAAUGAAUCUUCAAAUUUUUGGGGAUUUGCCUCCAGAAGCAUUAAACUAUAUUCAGCAAUUAGAACUGGAGUUGUCCACAGCCAAGAAGGAGCUUCAUUCUCGGAAACAGGAAAACUUGGAAAUAGAGCAUAUAAGAAAGAGUAAUAACAAUCUGCUGGAGUACUUGAGGUCCUUGGAGUCUGAUAUGGUAACAGAGCUAUCUCGACCAUCAUCACCAGAGGUGGAGGAGAUCAUCCAGCAACUUGCUCAAAAUGCACUGCGGAAAUUUUUCAAAGACGAUGCCACCCCAGAUUAUGAGGGGAACAUGGCUUUAAGCAGCAUGCAGAACUACGAAGAUACGGAUAAGGCACUUUGUGAUGAUAUCAUUGGCACGUCACGGGAUUAUUUGGCCAAGCUGCUUUUCUGGUGCAUGUUACUGGGCCACCAUCUAAGAGGGUUGGAGAACAGAUUGCAUCUAAAUUGUGUUGUUGGUUUGUUAUAAUGAAGUACAAAGAGGGAUGUACAUUCUUCUUUCACCCUUUUCAUGAUUUUGCCUUUACUUUUUAUUUUUCCAGCUUUAUAGUAUUACUUACUUUAUAUUCAAAUAAUUUAAAAAUAUAUACAUCUUCUGUAAA
This is a messenger RNA of Salvia miltiorrhiza (redroot sage), 1419 nucleotides long. RefSeq lists its product as uncharacterized. Lineage: Eukaryota; Viridiplantae; Streptophyta; Magnoliopsida; Lamiales; Lamiaceae. The record is from RefSeq and is a predicted model, not a curated record. The transcript has 5 exons. Bases 186 to 1286 code for a protein of 366 amino acids.